Molecule: messenger RNA, 336 nt
Organism: Entamoeba invadens IP1
Lineage: Eukaryota; Evosea; Mastigamoebida; Endamoebidae
Exons: 1
Coding region: 1-336 (111 amino acids)
Source: RefSeq, a predicted model, not a curated record
AUGGCUCAAGUACCACCUAUUCAAUCAAAGGUCUACAAACAACUCUUCCCACCUCUCCCUUCCCGUCCUGUUCAAGCUCCCCGUCGCGCUAUGUCGGGUUCGGAGUGUUCUGUUCUCUGUUUUGGGACUUCUUUUAAUUCAAUGCAAAAAUUGACAGAACCUCUCCUUCCUACUAACCCAUCAACUUCUUCUUCUGACUCUUCUAUCCUCUUUUCUUACUCAAAAAACUCGCGAAAGGCUCAUUUCCUUUGUGUCCAUCCCCCACCUCAUCGGCCCCCUUUGCCAGCAAUCCCCCCACCACUCCCACCAAAGACUUACGCCGAAAAACAUUUGUAA